Molecule: messenger RNA, 351 nt
Organism: Mucor mucedo
Lineage: Eukaryota; Fungi; Mucoromycota; Mucoromycetes; Mucorales; Mucoraceae
Product: cwf21 domain-containing protein
Exons: 3
Coding region: 1-351 (116 amino acids)
Source: RefSeq, a predicted model, not a curated record
AUGUAUAACGGCAUUGGUUUAGAUACUCCUCGUGGUUCAGGAACCAACGGUUAUGUCAUUCGUAACCUUUCUUUUGUGAGACCUCCUCCCACAGACAGAGAUCGCAACACAAAUGACUUUAAACAAGGACCUCACAUGAAGAAGGCUAAUUUAGCUAUUUUGGAUCACGAUCGCAAACGCAAAGUUGAGGUUAAAUGUAUGGAAUUAACUAUCAAAUUAGAAGAUGAGGGUAUGGACGAAGAAGCCAUUGAAGAGAGAGUUCAAGAAUUAAGAGAAUCCUUAUUGAAAGAGGUCGAAAAGACGACACCAGCCGAUGCUAGAGAGUAUAUAUCCACUGAAAUGUUACGAUAA